CCCGGAAGUCGCGCACCCUCAUUCUACCGGUUUCUUCAAGUUGCAGCAGCCUCGCAUCUCAUGGUCGCUGUGAGUCUGGGGCGCACGAGAGAUGAUGCUGCUGGUGUUUGGAGCCCUCCUCCUGCUCUUCUGUACUCUGGAUGUAUGGUACUUCCUGCGCGGGGUCAAGGUCUUUAUACAGGCAUGGUUCCAGCCCAGAAUAUGGGACAUUCUAGCAGAGCAAAGCAUUGAUGGCAUGGUCCUUCCGCAUGACUUGGACUACAUGGGCCACAUGAACAACUCUCGAUACCUGAGGGAGUGCGACUUUGCUCGCUUUCACCAUUACAUGCGAAACGGGCUGUUCAUGGCCUCGUGCAGGAUGGGGGCCAAAAUGGUGGUAGGGGCUUCCACCAUCCGGUACCGGCGCUCCUUGGCCUUCCGCGAGGCUUUUGAGAUUCGGACCAAAGUAUUGGGAUGGGACGAGAAGGCCUUUUACUUGGAGCAGCGCUUCGUGUCCAAGAAAGACGGCUUUGUGUCUGCGGUCAUGCUCUGCAGGCAGAAUGUGGUGCGCUGCAGCCCGGAGAGUGUUAUAGAAUUUGUAUGCAAAAGGAAGAUCGAGUGUCCCAAGUUUCCAGAGGACCUCCAGCACUGGAUCAGCUUCAUUACAGCCAGCAGCCAGGCCCUGAGAGCGGAGAGCGGACUGGAGGAGAAGAACAAGUGAAGCCACACCAUGACACCAUCACCCAUCAUGAGUGUAGACUCGCAUAUCAUUUGCAUUGCACGCACACAUAUACAGUAAACAUCCAUACACACAUGCACACACACGGUUAAACAUCAUAGACAGUUUUACUUGACUUAUAAUAUUCCACUGAUUUGUUCUGGGUCAAUCCUACCUGCUGUGUAUUUUUGUAGGAAGUGAACCAAAAAGAAACUGCUGAAUACGCAAAACUUGAACC
Molecule: messenger RNA, 935 nt
Organism: Platichthys flesus (European flounder)
Lineage: Eukaryota; Metazoa; Chordata; Actinopteri; Pleuronectiformes; Pleuronectidae
Product: protein THEM6-like
Exons: 3
Coding region: 92-700 (202 amino acids)
Source: RefSeq, a predicted model, not a curated record